AUGGGUGUGCCAAAGUUCUACCGUUGGAUCAGCGAACGCUACCCCAAAAUCAAUGACAUUGUCUCGGACUCGGCGCUUUUGCCAGAGUUUGAUCAUCUUUACUUGGAUAUGAAUGGAAUCAUUCAUGGGUGUACGCAUCCUUCUGAUAGAGACAUUUCAGAUGUCAUUAGUGAAAGGGAUAUGAUGUUAGGAAUCAUGCAUUACUUGGAUCGCAUCAUUACGCAAAUCGUAAAGCCUAAAGUGUCCGUCUACAUGGCCAUUGACGGGGUGGCUCCAAGAGCCAAACUCAAUCAACAACGGUCAAGGAGGUUCCGUUCUGCCAAAGACAUGCAUGAAGCUACCAAAGACUUGCCCAGAGAUGAAAAUGACCAAAAGAAGGAAGUUUUCGAUUCCAAUUGUAUCACUCCCGGAACAGAAUUCCUUGCAUCUGUAUCGGAAUGCAUCAAAUACUUUAUUCGCAAAAAAAUCAAAGAAGAUCCGCUCUGGCACAAUCUAAAGGUCGUCUUUUCUGGACACGACGUCCCCGGAGAAGGAGAGCACAAGAUUAUGCAACACAUUCGGGACAUGAAGGCACAGCCUCACUACCAGCCCAAUACGCGACAUUGCAUCUAUGGUCAGGAUGCCGACUUGAUCAUGUUGGGAUUGGUCACGCACGAACCACAUUUUACCAUUCUACGAGAAGUCGUCGACUUUAACUUUGCACGAAACAAAGCCAAUGCACUCAAGGCCGUCAAAAAGUUUACCAAAGAAUCCGACUUUCAGCUCUUGCAUUUGUCCGUCUUGCGAGAGUACCUGCGAAUGGAGUUUUGUCAUCAAGCCCCCGCGGUGGAUCUGGAACAUGCUGUGGAUGAUUUUGUCUUUAUGACAUUUCUCGUGGGAAACGAUUUCUUGCCCCACAUGCCGGCACUGGAUAUUGGUGAUGGAGCUUUUGAUCUAUUGUUCAACAUUUACAAAGACCAACGAACCUCAUGGGGUGACGGGCAGUAUUUGACAGAAGCGGGCAGUAUCAGUGACCCGGCGCGUCUGGAACGGUUCAUUGCGGCCAUUGGAGCGGAAGAAACAGCCAUUCUCGAGAAACGAGAAGAAGGUGACGCCGAGUUUGUCAAGAAGAAGAGACAGUGGGAUCGCAGGGAUGGGAGACCCCAGGGACCGACAGACGAAGAACUUGCCAUGAAAGAGGCCGAGAAGCAAGGAGACUACCAAUCCAUGAUUGAUGCCAUGAUGGCAACCAAAGGCGACGCAACAUUUGUGGACGGUUGGACUCCGCCUCGUCCAGGCCAGAAGGAUUUCAAGGGCCGAUACUACUACGAAAAAAUGAAAAUGAAGCCAAUCGAUAUUCAGGAACACAUGGCGCUCCGACAGUCUUACAUGGAGGGAUUGGUUUGGUGCCUCGCUUAUUACUACAGGGGGUGCAUCUCUUGGGGGUGGUUUUAUCCCUACCACUACGGUCCCAUGUUAAGUGACUUGAGAAGUCUACCCGAGAUCUUCUCAAAGAUUAACUUUGAGCUGGGAAUGCCGUUGACUCCUUUUCAGCAGCUCAUGGGUUGCCUUCCACCAGGUUCUUGUACCUUGGUGCCGCCUUUGUAUCGCAAGCUGAUGAUGGAGGCGACGUCACCCAUCAUACAGUUUUAUCCUGCUGAUUUUCAAGUGGAUAUGAACGGGAAAAGAAAUCCAUGGGAAGGCGUCAAUCUACUACCUUUUAUUGAAGUAAAUCUGUUGAAGUCAACAAUCGCAGAGCAAUGCCCUGAUGAACAGCUUUCGCCCAUUGAGCGCAAGCGAAACAGUCUUGGGCAUAACUACUGUUACACUUACGACCUGACAUGCACCGACACCGUUCCGUCCGCCAAUCCUCAGAUCGGACUUCCGGACAUCGUGCAAUGUAACUCCACCGUCAGCACCUUCGUCGAACCACUUGAGAGCUCUACCACAUUCAUGCCAAAGCUUUUGCCAGGAACACAAAUUCCAUUCCCUGGGUUCCCCUCGUUGAACGUGCUUCCAAUCGCGUCAUACGAACUCAUCGAAAUCAAACUGAAUUGCUUUGGAAGUGGAUCAAAGUACCCCACCAUGCUGAUUAAGUUGCACGACAUGCCCCAAUUGCCUCCUCUCGAAACCCUAGCUCCAAAUGUUUUGGGUAAAUCGGUCUUUGUGAAUUGGCCCAUGAUGCAUGAAGCAAAGGUGGUCGCCAUAUCCAACGCUACGGGGGAAAUUCGAGUGGGCAAACAGCAACCCAAGACUAGGGUAUUCAACAAGGUCGAAGCAGACCGGUGGGCAAGUGAUUCACAAAUCAUGUUCGAACGAUAUUUCAUAGGAAACGGCAUUCCUGGAGCCGGCGGUGUCCAAGUCGGCCCUAUCAAUCUACGCCUGAAGGUCCUUCCACUGCAAGGAAUGAAAACCAACCUAACAAAUGGAGCGACCAAGAAGCUGUUUGGCACUACUGAAGCCGACAUUCCGAUGCAGCUGGCGCUGUGGCAGGCACCAGCCCCUGAUCCUCGCUUCAUCGAAAGGGGGCCAAUGACGCUGAACGAUAGAUUUGCCGUCAAUAGCAAGGUGGUCUUGACCAAGGGGAAGCAUCGAGGGUGCAGCGGCGUUGUUGUAGGAAUUGUGGAUAAGAAAACUGUCGGGGUGAAGGUUCAGAUAAUCCCUCCUGAACUCCCGUUCGGUCUGGCCAUCGCGCAGUCUGUCCAGGAAUCGAACAUUUCAUCGGUCGACGCCUCAAGAAUUCUAAAACUUCACCCAGGUCUCUUUGGCAAGAUCACCGGAAGCUUGUUGUUCGAACCCGGCCGAUACGAUCUUGGUCUGAAUUUGAAAUCUGCGGAUGGGAUGUGUGUGGUUGGUUACACGCGAAAAAAGCCAGGAAAGACUAACGGAAGGGGAACCAACGCUUGGGUAGCAGGAGAUUCCGUGCUUGUGGUCGGAAGCGAAGCAGCCGAGAGCGGUAGCGAAGAGCAGGAACGAGUCAUUUGGGAAUACACGCCAAAGGCUGUCCGCCUCGUCAAUGCAUAUCGACAAAAGUUCCCCCAGUUGUUCAACGCCAUUUCGAAGCUGCCAAACGAAAGGAAAUACGAUGCAACAACUACGUUUGGUCCGAACGGGGAAGCGUGGCUGCCGGUGAUCAGAGAAUGGCUGAACAACAUCGAAACAGCCAAGAUGCCGAGAACACCCGUUUCUACGGAUUCUAUGUCACCUGAAGCAAUUGCCGCGGUCGAAAGGGCUGCGGAAGUGAGGACACUGGCGCUGAAGAAACGUGGUUACCCACACGAAGUCAUGUUGAAGGUUCCAGGCAGUGCUCUGUACCGAGAAGGAAUGAUCGGUCCAACUGACGUUUUGCAAGCCAGCGACUUCAACAAGAACGAAGCCCCAGAGCUUGGCGACCGAAUUGUGAACUUCUGUGCAAUGGGCAUUCCGUUUGGCGCAAGAGGAUCAGUUGUUGGAAUCCACGAGGCUGCUACAACUGGUUGUGUCGAAGUUGUCAUGGACGAAGAGUUUAUUGGCGGGACCACGCUUCAAGGAUCGUGCUCAAAUUUUCGAGGCAAGCUGUGCGUGUGGGCGCAUCUAUUGAAGGUCACGCCCGAAAAUAGCAAAGCGUUGGUCAACAAACUUGUUCCAAAGCAAGCUGGGGCAAGUGGGUACGAGAAAAUUAUCGCGAGCGUCGAGAAAGAUUCUCUAGGUGGAAAGGGUGCAGCACCCGCUGCAGCGUGGAAGCCGCAAAAUGGGAGCCCGGUGCCUCAGCCGAAAGCUAACAAUCAAACAGCACAACAAAACAACGAACCGGCACAAAACAAACCGAAAAAGAAGGGGGACGAACGAGCGUUGACUCCCCCAAAGAAAGCACAAGCAGCCAGAACCGAGGGGAUACAACAAAGGAACAAUCGUCCGGCAUCACGCCAAGCUGCGCGUGCUGGAUCCUCGGGAAGGGCCGACUCUGCGGGCCGUGGUAAGCAAGGGGGUUACAAGGAAGCUCGUGGCCCGAAUUCGAAAGGCGUUGGCUUCAAGGGCCCCGGGAAGCGUGGUCCUACGGCUGGACUUGCUAGGUGGACGAAGUUCGUGAGUACCAAUGGUCAGAAACAGCCCCAGAAGCAGGGUGCACAGGCAAACGGUGCUGCACCUGCGAAGACCGCCGGCGAAAAGACUCAAGAGUUGAAAGCUAUACUCGGAUUCAAUAUGUCUGCUCCAGCACCCGUUUCGGUUCCAACCGCCUCGGCAGCGACAGCUUCGACUGCGGCGGAUCUGAAAGCUUUGUUGGGUGUGGGAAAGCCUGCUGCUCCGUCUGCGGAAGGAAUCCCGUUGUCUCAGAUCCCCGACCCACCGAUGCCUCCACCAGAAAUGAUGGCGCCUCCAGCACCUGCUCCACAGCAACCGCCUCAGCCGCCACCAACUGCAUCGGCUGCUGACAAGCUUUUUGCCAUGAUGAAGGCAAAGCAACCUCAGAUGCAACCCGGACCAAUGUACCCAGCACCACCGCCGCCAUCAUCGUUCAAUUUCACCUACGUCGACGAAGAAGGGAAAGCCAACAUGCCCCCAGGCCAAGUGCCUCCGACCCACAGGCAUCCACAGAUGAUGCACUACAAUACUGUUCCUAUGCACAAUCAAGUUCCUAUGCAUCCAUUCCCGGGUAACAGCUACAACUACGGAUACCCUGUUCCGCCACCUGUUCACAUGAUGCCACCGCCUCCUCCACAGAUGCAUUCACCACCCUCCAAUCCGCCAGCAAUGACAGGACCCUCGGAAGUGGAUUUCCCCCCUCUGGGUGCUCCUGCUGCAACGGCCAAAGCCGGAAAGCCAGCAGUGGAGACGACUGCUGCACCUGCGCCAUCAACCAUGGUUCCAGCAGUGAUUGCCUCCAAGUCCAAAAAAUAG
This is a messenger RNA of Seminavis robusta, 4857 nucleotides long. Lineage: Eukaryota; Bacillariophyta; Bacillariophyceae; Naviculales; Naviculaceae. The record is from the annotation of a GenBank genome assembly.